UGAGAAACUCAACGUGCGACUAGAGCGCCACAAUGCCAAGCGAUAAUACUGUCAUCUAACGCUGAAGAUUGGAAGCUAAAAAUAUGGAGCACUGACGUGCUGCAUGUAGUUGCAAAUGAAUUAAUAUUAUUAGUGAGAAAAAUCAAUUGUUGCCAUGUCGAUCAAUACGUUGUGCAUCGCUGCAUUCCGCAAAAUUGCAGUGGGCAGAAUAAGUGCCGCUGCCGCAAGAUAUUCGACACAGCAAUCAAACAGCAUCGGGAAUAUAGUUUCCCGUUUAACACCCAGCAGCUAUGGUGUAUCACGUGGCACAGAGGCAAUAAAUAGUACAGCUAGCAUCAAAUUUACACCAGGAACACUCAACAUAGAUUUUGGAAUGCCUACACAUGGAGGUUUAAGAAACAUUAUUGACAUGCCUGUUGCAAGAAUUCCUCCGUUACAUGAACCCAUGAAGCGUCCACCCAUUGAAUAUGAUUCUCCUGUACCGGAAAAGUCUAUCGAUCUACCUCCAAGUGAAAAGAUCUUUGAGAAACUAGCGGUACGUAUGCUAGUGAUCAGACAUAAGAAAAUGAAAAAACACAAACGAAAGAAACUGGCUAAGAAAAUGAAAUUUGUGUGGGCAAAGCUAAAGUUGAAACGAGACCAGAGGAAGGAGAAAAUAUUUCAAAAUCAACUUAUUAGGCAAGUGAAGAAGGCACAAGCAUUUAACGCUAAGAGAUAUGUUCACGACAAACUUAGGAUUUUGAAUAAAACUUGGAUACCAAUGACUUACAGAGGUGAAAUUUUACCAAGGGAGAUGAUUAAAAAGUUUAGAAAUGAGAAGAGAGCGAAACGAGAAGCUGGACGUAAUAAACCUCGUUUGACUUUGUAAUUUUUUGACUUUAUAAUUUAUGGAAAUAAAUUUUGUUCAGAUGGUA
This is a messenger RNA of Ooceraea biroi (clonal raider ant), 914 nucleotides long. RefSeq lists its product as uncharacterized. Lineage: Eukaryota; Metazoa; Arthropoda; Insecta; Hymenoptera; Formicidae. The record is from RefSeq and is a predicted model, not a curated record.